UUUAUGCGCAAGAAAUAACAAGAGAUGCUUCGAGAAUUCUAUUUUAUUAAUGCAAAACGAAAUCGAAAUGAUGGAAAACAACACUUAUUCUAUCAAAUACCCUUUAAGCAAGAAAGAUAAAUACGAUUUUCAAUUAACGAGUCUAUUUUUAGGAGGAGUCGAAAAAAAUGCAGAAGAUUACGUUAAAAGUGCUAAAGUAUUGCGGCUCCUUUAUUACUUUAACGACUACUCGAAACUUGAAAGAAGCAAAGUGGAAGAAUGGCAAAAUCUGUUUUCGGAUCUUAUUGCAUCGAGUAAAUUUCAGUACAUAAUCGUCGAUCGAUACACAUCGAUUACAAUUGAACAAGAGUUAUCUGCUCUCAUCGCUCGAAUAUUUCCUCGAAUCCCGAUUACAAUGUUAGCAAUAGCAAUCUUUUCAAUGCUGACCUGUUUGUAUAACAGUUGGAUCGAAAGCAAACCUUGGACAGGAAUAAUUGCGUUAACAUCGGGAGGAAUGUCUUUGGCUUCGUCAUUUGGAUUGAUUAUGUAUUUUAAUACACCGUUUCUGGCUCCUGCUGGGUCUAUACCCUUUUUAAUCAUAGGAGUAGCCAUGGACGAUGCUUUUGUUUUUCUUGCUGCGUGGAAAAGGACCGAUUCUCAGAAGAAAGUUUCAGACAGACUCUCUGAAGUUUAUUCGGAAUCUGCCAUUUCUGUUACUGUAACUUCAGUAACGAAUUUCAUAGCGUUCAUUUCAGGAAUGUUUACACCUUUCAAAUCCAUAUCUUAUUUUUGUUUAUACGCAUCGAUUGCUAUUCUCUUCUGUUAUAUUUAUCAGAUAACGUUCAUUGGUGCAUGCAUGGCGGUCUUUGGAUAUGCAGAGAAACAAGGAAGACAUUCUUUAUUCUUUACGAAAAUAAAUACACAAACAGAAAACCACUCACGGAUUCGAAAAAUGCUCUUCACCGCCAAUUCUUGGAAAUCUACUGAAGACACGACCAUUCCUACGUCAUCAAUUUGGACGAAGCUCGGUAAUAUUUUAUUCUUAUGGUAUGUCAUGAUAAUUAUUCUCUUCAUCAUGGCAGGUUACGUGGCAUUUGGAGUUUGGGGAGUGACAAAAACAGAUACUAUAGGAUCAUUUUCCCACUCUUCUGCAUACGAUUCAUAUUACUUGCAGUAUCAUAAAAAUGUUUUUAAAUAUUUCAAGCAUUACGAAUACAGAAUCCAAAUCGUUGUCGGUCAAGAAAUCAAUUAUGCAGAUGUGGAAAUUCAGAAUCAAAUAGAAAAACUUUUUUCUGAAAUGGAGAGAGAAGGAUUAAUUGCAGAUUUUCUUACCGAGUCUUGGCUCCGAAGUUUUNUAAAUUUAUAUUACUGA
Centruroides sculpturatus (bark scorpion) is the source of this 1351-nucleotide messenger RNA. Its product is annotated as patched domain-containing protein 3-like. Gene Ontology annotation, cellular component: membrane. Lineage: Eukaryota; Metazoa; Arthropoda; Arachnida; Scorpiones; Buthidae. The record is from RefSeq and is a predicted model, not a curated record. The transcript is spliced from 3 exons. Bases 50 to 1351 code for a protein of 433 amino acids.